AUGGCCCAAGGGCAAGAACCUCUCCUGGCGCGGCCAACAUCACCGGGUUCUUCCAAUCAAGAUAUCGAGGAAGAAGAUGCUCUAUUGACUGGCCAACCUACGAAUCGACACAGUGGUUCCAACAAAAACCAGAAAUGGAAAGAACUCGGUCUUUUCUUAUGGGCCCUACUGGCGACCGUUGCUGUUGUCAUUCUUGCGGUGGUAUAUCAGCAUGAAUCCUCAAUAGCACACUCGAAACCAGCGCGCGGCGGCGGUUGGGGUCCUGAUGGAAAACCAACAGGGAAGCGAAACAUGAUCUUUAUGGUGUCAGAUGGAAUGGGGCCAACCUCACUAUCUCUGACCAGAAGUUGGAGACAAUAUACAAGCGGGUUGCCCAUUGAUGAUGUCUUGGUCCUGGACAAGCACUUUAUUGGUACCUCACGGACCAGGAGUUCGAGCAGUUUGAUCACCGAUUCAGCUGCAGGCGCCACCGCUUUCUCGUGUGCCUUCAAGAGUUAUAACGGUGCAAUCUCAGUACUGCCAGAUCAUACACCGUGUGGCACCGUUCUGGAAGCGGCCAAAAGAGCGGGAUACAUGACAGGGUUAGUGGUGACAACUAGAAUUACGGAUGCCACACCCGCAUGUUUCGCGGCGCAUGCGAACCGGAGAGAAUACGAGGACUUGAUCGCGGAACAAAUGGUCGGACAUUAUCCUUUGGGAAGAGUUGUGGAUCUGCUUAUUGGUGGAGGUAGAUGUCACUUUCUUCCAAACACAACAGAAGGAUCUUGUCGUGCAGAUUCAAAGGAUGUGGUUGCUCUUGCCAAAGACAAAUACGGCUUCAACUACGUUGAUAACAGAAAAGAUUUCGACAGCUUGACCGAUGAAGGUGAUGUCAAGCUACCGCUGCUUGCCUUAUUAGCACCAACAGACAUCCCCUACGAGAUCGAUCGAGUUCAUGUGGCGGAUAUCUACCCGAGUGAGGCGGAGAUGGCUCGCUUGGCGUUGAAGGCUCUCAAGGCUGCUACCAAAGACUCUGACAAGGGUUUCUUCAUCAUGAUUGAAGGUUCUCGUAUCGAUCACGCUGGCCAUGGAAAUGAUCCAGCUGCUCAAGUUCAUGAAGUCAUGGCUCACGAUGAAGCUUUCGCGUCCGUCUUGGACUUCCUUGAGGAGGAUGACACUCCUGGCGUUCUUGUUUCCACUUCAGAUCAUGAGACAGGUGGCCUUGCUACUGCUCGACAGCUACAUGAGACAUACCCUAUCUAUCGCUGGUUCCCAGCCGUUCUCGCCAAUGCUUCACACUCUGGAGAACACCUGGCAAUCCAAUGGCGUGCAUACCUCUCGGAUACAGCUGAAACAACCUCUCGAGAAGACAAAUCAGAAAAGGUUGCCGAACUUGUUCGUGCUGGCUUGGGUAUCCAUGAUUACACACAAGCAGAACUCGAUGCAGUUAUUGAUGCCAAGCCGAUCUGGCCACCAAGCUAUUUAUUCGCCGAAAUGAUCUCUCGCCGCGCUCAAAUUGGCUGGUCUACGCAUGGCCACAGCGCGGUAGAUGUGAACAUCUACGCUUCCAACCCUGAUCAUGCUCCCGGCCUCGUUGGAAAUCACGAAAACAUCGAGGUCGGCCAGUUUAUUGCAGACUACCUCGACCUGGAUCUAUCACCGAUUUCGAAAGAACUCCGAGAAAAGAAAGUCAAGACGAGUUCCGACGAUGGCGAGAUCGAAGACUGGGGAGAAUGGAUGGGUCCACCGGGCCUCUCAAACAAUGAAAACGGGCAGCUCAUCCAUCUGGACGACUACCAUGGUGACUUCAAGCACCGCAAACGGGAAGAGCAGAUGGACUGCAAUUGUGGAAUGAAACAUUAG
Exophiala bonariae is the source of this 1842-nucleotide messenger RNA. RefSeq lists its product as uncharacterized. The transcript has a single exon. Gene Ontology annotation, biological process: dephosphorylation. Bases 1 to 1842 code for a protein of 613 amino acids. NCBI's taxonomy places the organism in Eukaryota, Fungi, Ascomycota, Eurotiomycetes, Chaetothyriales, Herpotrichiellaceae. Gene Ontology annotation, cellular component: fungal-type vacuole membrane. Gene Ontology annotation, molecular function: alkaline phosphatase activity. The record is from RefSeq and is a predicted model, not a curated record.